Messenger RNA from Verticillium alfalfae VaMs.102, 1533 nucleotides. RefSeq names its product FAD binding domain-containing protein. The transcript has 2 exons. The coding region runs from base 1 to 1533 and encodes 510 amino acids. Gene Ontology annotation, molecular function: oxidoreductase activity; FAD binding. NCBI's taxonomy places the organism in Eukaryota, Fungi, Ascomycota, Sordariomycetes, Glomerellales, Plectosphaerellaceae. The record is from RefSeq and is a predicted model, not a curated record.
AUGAAGGCCUCGAUACUAUCUCUGUCUUGUAUUUUCUGGGUCCUUGCAGCGGGUGCCAGCGUCCCCAGAUACUUUGAGAAGCACGCGAUCACACGUCGUGACUUGACUGCCAAACAAAUCAGAGAGGAACUCGGCCUCCGGGUAUCCAAUACCACCUUGAUCUUCGGACCAGAAGCUUGCCGGUUCGAAAAAGCCACUUCCAGAUGGACGGACUCUUCCAAGCCUGAUGUCCAAGUUGUGAUUGAGCCAGGAACUGAAUCAGACAUCGCGACAAUUGUCCAAUACUGCAACGCGAACAGCAUCGAAUUUUUGGCCCUCAAUGGCGGACAUGGCGUGGCGGCAAGUCUUAGCACAUUCAGUGGCAUCCAGAUCAGCAUGCGGCAGCUCGACAACAUCACCAUCCAACCCGGCGGCAAGUCGGCCUGGUUCGGAGGCGGCACCGUCGUAGGCCCAGUUAUCCACCAUCUGUGGGACAAGGGCUUUGUCACUACCACCGGUGGGUGUGAAUGCGUCGGCAUGCUAGGCGCCGGUCUUGGGGGUGGUCACGGCCGUUACGAAGGCCUGUACGGUAUGAUCAGCGACAAUAUGCUGCAGCUCAACGUUGUCUUGGCCAACGGCUCGACCGUCCGCACCAACACUACGAGCCACAGCGACCUUCUCUGGGGCAUGAAAGGGGCCGGGCACAAUUUCGGCAUUGUCACGAGCUAUGAGAUGAACAUCUUUCCCCGGGGCCCCGAAACCUGGCAUUACCACAACUACAUCUGGCGCGGUGAACAGUUGGAGGCUGUCUUCAAUGCCCUCAAUCUUUUUCAUGGCAACGGCUCAACUCCCAUUGAUAUGGCCUUCAACGUUGGAACUUUCCUGAUGGACGCUUCCGUGAGUAGUAAGGAGCCUGUUCUCUCUUGGACGUUUGCCUAUCGCGGCACCUCUGAGGAGGCCGAGAAACAUCUCGCCCCCAUGAACGCUAUAGAGGCCGCCUACGAGGAAUUCGGUGACGUACCCUACUCGCAGAUCGCCCAUGCGCAGGGCACAGGCAUGUCCGACCCCAUCUGCCAGCAUGACGGUGUGCAUAUCUCGUCGACAGCAGGUCUCCAAGUCUAUAACCUGACGGCCGAGCGCCUCAUUUACGAGGGGUUCAAGAUGCGCGCGAUCGAAGACCCAGACCUCGCGGCUGUGACAGGCAUCAUGCACGAAGGCUACGCGACCGCCGGUGUCGAGGCCAUUGACUCGGCGAGUUCGGCGUACCCCUUCCGCGCCGACCGCCACCUGAUGUUCUUCAACGCGGCCGUAACAGACCGCGAUAGCGCCCUUGAGGAGAGGGCCAGGAUCUGGGCCGCCGAGGUCAGUGACCAGUGGAACGCGGGCCAGCCGGGCCGCACCAGCAAUGUGUACCUCAACUACGCCACCAGCUUCGAGACCCUCGAGGAGCGGUACGGCCACGAGAGCUGGCGCAUCAAGAGGCUGCGAGGCCUCAAGGCCCAGUAUGACCCCAACAACCGCUUCCGCUACUACAACCCCAUCGUGGUUGAAUAA